UUGGGUGGAAACGAGCUGCCAGGCGCUUGUCCCCGGAAGUGACGUUAAAGACCCGCCCCUGGGGAAGUGUCGACAAGAGUGCCCUUGACGGGUGGGGAGGGCUGGGCUCCGCAUCUUUCCGCUCGCGCUGCAGGGAGAUGGCUCAGCGACUUCUCCUGAGGAGGUUUCUGGCCUCUGUCAUCUCCAGGAAGCUCCCUCAGGGUGGAUGGCCACCCCUCACCUCUGGGGCCCUGCAGACCCCACAGUGCAGUCUUGGUGGCCUGACAGUAAUACCCAGCCCAGCCCGGACAAUAGGUACCACCAAGGUCCAUUUAACAACCUUUAACAUCCAAGAUGGACCUGACUUUCAAGACCGAGUUGUCAACAGUGAGACUCCAGUGGUUGUGGAUUUCCAUGCACAAUGGUGUGGCCCCUGCAAGAUCCUGGGGCCAAGGUUAGAGAAGAUGGUGGCCAAGCAGCAUGGGAAGGUGGUGAUGGCCAAGGUGGACAUUGAUGACCACACAGACCUUGCUAUUGAAUAUGAGGUGUCAGCAGUACCCACCGUGCUAGCCAUUAAGAAUGGGGAUGUCGUGGACAAGUUUGUGGGCAUCAAGGAUGAGGACCAGCUGGAAGCCUUCCUGAAGAAGCUGAUUGGCUGACAAGCAGGGAAGAGUCCUGACCGCCUGAGACCCCCAUGGUCCCAGGGAGGGAUCCCCAUAGAACUCACAGUCCUCUGUGCUGGCCCUUUCUGCCACCUCCCUCUGUCUGGCCCCUGUGGCCCGUGCUUUGGAGACCAGCCUCCAAACACAAGAGCCACUCGUGUUUUUGAGCCGGCUGACUGCCAGGGUGGCCGUCAGAGGAAUGGUGCUGCUGCUGGCCUGGGGACAGCGCCUUCCCACCCACCUGCUCUCGUCUGCUUCCAGGGCUUGUUUCAGUUCUCCAGGAAGCUUGGGGAGAGCCCAGGGCCAGCCCACAGCGUUCCUGGUCACACAGCAACACCUUGGUCCCUCCUGAUGUGAACAUCUGCCUCCUAACGUCUUUCUUUCCUGCUGCAGUUUUGUAAAAAGAAACCAGAACAAGUGAGAGUAAUAUAUAAUUCUCUCAUUUUUUGUAGGUCUGUAAUAAAGAACUUUAUGUGAUCCCUUCUA
Messenger RNA from Nycticebus coucang (slow loris), 1127 nucleotides. It is a transcript of the gene TXN2, whose product is annotated as thioredoxin 2. Gene Ontology annotation, molecular function: protein-disulfide reductase activity. The record is from RefSeq and is a predicted model, not a curated record. The transcript is spliced from 4 exons. Lineage: Eukaryota; Metazoa; Chordata; Mammalia; Primates; Lorisidae. Bases 138 to 638 code for a protein of 166 amino acids. Gene Ontology annotation, biological process: cell redox homeostasis. Gene Ontology annotation, cellular component: mitochondrion.